AUGUAUGCCGAGGCUCUAGCCUACAUAUCAUCAAUGCUAAAAGACGAGAACGUCAAGGCCAUCAAGGUAGGGAGAGUAUACCAACCUUCGGGCAUACCACAACAAGACUUCGCUAUAAUAGAUCAUGAAGACGAUGUAGGGGAAGACACUGCCGAAGAUUUUGCCGAAGAUGACAUCCUAUCAAGGGAAAACGAAGAUGAAGAUUUCAGCAACGAAGAAAAUUGGCGGACCGAAGUCCAUAUUUUCCUCGAACAAGGUGCAUUACCCGCAGAUGUUAAGCAAGCAAGAAAAGUACAACCAAAGGCGGGGAGAUACCAACUUCGUGGUGGAAUUCUAUAUAAGAAAUCAUUCCUUGUGUCACUACUAAGAAAUCGUAUACUAAAAGACAUCCACUAUGGAGACGCUGGGAAUCAUAGCGGAAUGAGGUCGUUGGCGGACAAAGACAAAAUGCAAGGAUAUUACUGGCCGCAAAUGAUAUGGGACGCUGAUAUGAUGACUAGAAGAUGUGAAGAAUGUCAGCGCUUCGCCAAGAGGAUUCAUGCGCCGGAAACAUAG
Messenger RNA from Papaver somniferum (opium poppy), 555 nucleotides. RefSeq lists its product as uncharacterized. The coding region runs from base 1 to 555 and encodes 184 amino acids. The transcript has a single exon. The record is from RefSeq and is a predicted model, not a curated record. NCBI's taxonomy places the organism in Eukaryota, Viridiplantae, Streptophyta, Magnoliopsida, Ranunculales, Papaveraceae.